This is a messenger RNA of Catharus ustulatus (Swainson's thrush), 3143 nucleotides long. RefSeq names its product cartilage oligomeric matrix protein (gene COMP). Lineage: Eukaryota; Metazoa; Chordata; Aves; Passeriformes; Turdidae. Gene Ontology annotation, biological process: cell adhesion. Gene Ontology annotation, cellular component: extracellular region. Gene Ontology annotation, molecular function: calcium ion binding. The record is from RefSeq and is a predicted model, not a curated record.
AUGAUGACCCCCGGGAGCCCCGAGACCCCUGAACCUGCAGAGACCCCCGACCUUCCAGAGCCUGUAGAGACCCCCGAGCCUUCAGAGACUCCCGAGCCCCCUGAACUUCCAGAGCCCCCAAAGCUUCCAGAGACCCCGGGAACCCCGAGACCCCCGAGCCUGAGAGACUCCCGGGAUCCCGAGCUACCAGAGACCCCUGAGCUUCCAGAGCCUGCAGAGACCCCCGAGCCCGCAGAGACCACAGAGACCCCCGAGCUUGCAGAGCCUGCAGAGACCCCAGAGCCUCCAGAGCCCCCUGAACUUCCAGAGCCUCCAGAGACCCCCGAGCUCCCUGAGCCUCCAGAGCCCCCUGAGCUUCCAGAGACCCCAGAGCCCGCAGAGACCCCCGAGCCCCCUGAGCCUGCAGAGACCCCCGAGCUUCCAGAGCUUCCAGAACCUCCAGAGCUUCCAGAGACCCCCGAGCCCCCCAAACUUCCAGAGCUCCCCAAGCUUCCAGAGCCUCCAGAACCGCCAGAGCUUCCAGAGACCCCCGAGCUCCCUGAGCCUGCAGAGACCCCCGAGCCCCCAGGCUUCCAGAGCUUCCAGAGCCUCCAGAAUCUCCAGGGCUUCCAGAGACCCCCGAGACCCCCAGGCUUCCAGAGCCCUCCGAGCUUCCAGAGACCCUCGAGCUUCCAGAGCCCCCCUCAAGCUCUCAGAGCCCCCAGACUGCUGCUGCUGCUGCUCUGCCCCCUGUGCUGGGGCCAGCAGAGACGCAUCGAUCCCAGCCGGCCGCUCCAAACCUCGUCCCCCCGCAGAGACCCCUCCUCGAGCAGGAGCCCCGGGAAUGCCGUGGGAACAGGAGGAGAAGUCGGGCCUGAAAUGCUGCAGGAAAUGAGGGAAACCAACCGGGUGCUGCUGGAAGUUCGGGAUUUGUUGAAGCAGCAGAUCAAGGAGAUCACGUUCCUGAAGAACACGGUGAUGGAGUGCGACGCCUGCGGGAUGCGGCCGGAGGUGACGGGCCCGGUGAUCACCAUGACCCAGUUCAGUCGCUGCGUGCCCAACCCCUGCUUCCCCGGGGUGCCCUGCACCGAGAGCGGCGGCGGCUUCCGCUGCGGGCCCUGCCCGGCGGGCUACACGGGGAAUGGCACCCACUGCAGCGAUGUCAAUGAGUGCAAUGCCAACCCCUGCUUCCCCAAAGUCCAGUGCAUCAACACCAACCCCGGCUUCCGCUGCGACCCCUGCCCGCCCGGCUUCACGGGCCAGCUGCUGGAGGGGCUGGGACUGGCCUUUGCCAGGGCCAACAAACAGGUGUGCACCGACAUCAACGAGUGUGAGACUGGAGCUGCCAGGAAUUGUGUCCCCAACUCCAUCUGCAUCAACACCCGGGGAUCCUACAAGUGCGGGGCCUGCAAGCCGGGCUUUGUGGGGGAUCAGAUCAGCGGCUGCAGGAGCCAGGCGGCCCCGGGGACACGGCGCUGCCCCAACGGCGACAUCAGCCCGUGCCACGAGAAGGCGGAGUGCAUCGUGGAGAGGGACGGCUCGCUGUCCUGCCAGUGCCUCGUGGGCUGGGCAGGGAACGGCUACGUGUGCGGGAAGGACACGGACAUCGACGGCGUGCCCGACGAGAAGCAGCGCUGCUCCGACAAGAAAUGCCGCAAGGAUAACUGCGUCACUGUCCCCAACUCCGGCCAGGAGGACGCGGACCGGGACGGCAUCGGGGACGCCUGCGAUGAUGAUGCCGAUGGGGACGGGAUCCCGAACGCGGAGGACAACUGUGUGUACACGAGGAACGCGGACCAGCGCAACGCCGACAGGGACAACUUCGGGGACGCGUGUGACAACUGCCGGCAGGUGAAGAACAACGACCAGAAGGACAUCGACGGGGACGGCAAGGGCGACGAGUGCGACGAUGACAUGGACGGCGACGGGAUCAAAAACUCCAUGGACAACUGCAGGAGAGUUCCCAACCCUGACCAGAGGGACGGGGACGGGGACGGCGUGGGGGACGCCUGUGACAGCUGCCCCAGCCUCAGCAACCCCGACCAGAAAGACACAGACCACGACCUGGUGGGAGAUGAGUGUGACACCAACCAGGACAGUGACGGCGACGGCCACCAGGACUCUCGGGACAAUUGUCCCUCAGUGCCCAACAGCUCCCAGGUGGACACGGACGGGGACGGGCUGGGGGACGAGUGUGACGAGGACGAUGAUGACGAUGGCAUCCCCGACUUCCGCCCGCCCGGCCCCGACAACUGCCGGCUGGUCCCCAACCCCGGGCAGGAGGACUCGGAUGGGGACGGCGUGGGGAACCUGUGCGAGGACGACUUCGACAGGGACAUGGUGAUCGACAGGAUCGAUGUGUGCCCUGAGAACGCCCAGGUGACCCUGACCGACUUCAGGGCCUUCCAGACCGUGGUGCUGGACCCCGAGGGGGACGCCCAGAUCGACCCCAACUGGAUCGUGCUCAACCAGGGCAUGGAGAUUGUGCAGACCAUGAACAGCGACCCUGGCCUGGCUGUAGGGUACACAGCCUUUAACGGGGUGGAUUUCGAGGGCACCUUCCACGUCAACACGGCCACGGACGACGACUACGCCGGCUUCAUCUUCGGCUACCAGGACAGCUCCAGCUUCUACGUGGUGAUGUGGAAGCAGAUGGAGCAAACCUACUGGCAGGCCAACCCCUUCAGGGCCGUGGCAGAGCCGGGCAUCCAGCUGAAGGCAGUGAAAUCCAAAACAGGGCCCGGGGAGUACCUGAGGAACUCCCUGUGGCACACGGGGGACACCACGGACCAGGUGAAGCUGCUCUGGAAGGACCCCAGGAAUUCGGGCUGGAAGGACAAGACCUCGUACCGCUGGUUCCUGCAGCACCGGCCCCAGGUGGGCUACAUCAGGGCUCGGUUCUAUGAAGGCCCCGAGGUGGUGGCAGACACGGGGGUUGUCCUGGACACCACCAUGCGGGGGGGGCGCCUCGGGGUGUUCUGCUUCUCCCAGGAGAACAUCAUCUGGUCCAACCUGCGCUACCGCUGCAACGACACCAUCCCAGAGGACUACGAGACGUUCCGGGAGCAGCAGAACUGAGCCCAGCCCGGUGCCUGCAGCCCCUCCUGCUUCCUGCUCCUGCUCUGGACCCUCCCAGCGCUGCCUCACAGCCUCCAGCUCCCCUU